AUGUAUCAAACAUUUUUAGCGUGCUGGUGUGAUACGCAUAUUUCAACACCAAUUAGAUUAACACAAGACUCUACUCCAGAAAAUCCCAAGAUUGUUGAUUCUGAAGAUUUCUUAGUUGAACUUUACCCAGAUGUGAAACCUAUUCUUGAUUUCUUGGAAGAGCAUCACAUCAUCAUUUUUACAGCAUCUAGAACGGCUAAACCCAGAAUAGCAAAGAAAAUGCUAAAAUUAUUUGGUCUUGAUAAAUACAUAUAUAACUCUGAAUGGGGUUAUUACAGUAAAGUUGAACAUAUUCGGCAGUUGGUCGAGAACUAUAAUUCGAGUUUGAAAAAGGGAGAAUCAGAGAACUUGACCUUUAGCGAAAUAUGCUUAUUCGACGACGAAUGGAGAAACUCGGACGUGGAGAAAAAACUGGGAGUGAAGUUUUGUCAUUUACCUAACGAGCAACUUACAUGGCAUAAUUUCCGAUCGGGAAUCGAUGGAUGGAGACGAAAAGCAGCAGACAUCAAUUGA
Brettanomyces bruxellensis is the source of this 513-nucleotide messenger RNA. RefSeq lists its product as uncharacterized. The coding region runs from base 1 to 513 and encodes 170 amino acids. The transcript has a single exon. Gene Ontology annotation, molecular function: acid phosphatase activity. The record is from RefSeq and is a predicted model, not a curated record. NCBI's taxonomy places the organism in Eukaryota, Fungi, Ascomycota, Pichiomycetes, Pichiales, Pichiaceae.